CAAACCACUCUACGGGAUGUUUCUGUUCGGACGCUAGCAUUUGCGUGUUGGACACCGGCUGUGGUGGUACAGCUUUUCACUGUGCUGUCCGUUGUGCAUCGCUUCUCGCUACAUUGGAGCACGUCGUCUGCUAAAGGAUACCGAAGCCUUUGACUCGUCGCCUUGGGUUUACGUCUUGUGGAUUGAACCGAGCUUUGUGAAGUGUUGCAUUGCGACUGAUAUCGAGUGGAUUUCUCUUCGUAUUUUCGAUAGUGUUUUCUGCUGGACAUUAAACAGCCUAGUGGUUCUUAUUCGUGGAUCAAACUAUUGACGUGCUGGCCAUGACCACUUCUUGAUGAGACGAAAGAAGUCAAGUAGGUUGAAUGGAUUUAUCUCUGGCUCCAUCGAUACCACUGCUCUGCGCUUAUCGGCUGAGCUCUGUGUUUUCGCCGAUGUGGGUGAAGAUGCCAGCAGCCGAUUCUCCCGAAUCCAGAUAAGGCGUAGAAGCACGAAGAACUACAAGUCUCGCGGAUCCGCCAUUCCAACAGAGAUCGAGCAAGGCGGCUUUCGUCGCUCAUUAAGCUUUCGCCUGUCCAGCUCUGCGGAUGCAAGCAUGGCCGGCAGUGAUGCUAGUAUCUACCUGUCAGCGGUACGCUGGGGCGAUGAGGGCAUCUCUUUUCAAGACUUCCUUCGCCGGUUUCCUCAGCCUCAGGUUGCCCGCGUCAUUCGCGGGCAACACGGUCACGUGGGCGUUCCAUCCCUCGCAUCUCCUGGCCUCAACAGCAUCGUCUUUCUCGCCCGUGGAGGCCCCAGGCUCAGGGUUACGGCCCAGUGCGUGAAAUUCAAAGAAAACCGUCGGGUCGUCACGGUCGGCCCACGACUUGGCAUUGCUGGAAACUUCCGCGGCUGGUUCGAGAUUCUCUCCGAAGAUGGAAGAGCCUCACGCUGUUACGAAAGCGUGGCGGAACUCCUUCGCCGCCUUCCAGACACAUGUCUUGUUCGCGAGCCCGUCAAGGCACACCUAGCUCAUCCCGAGAAACCAGAGACUGUCACCGACAAGACCAGGACGCUUCCUCAGGGUGAGACUCUGGUUCUGGUGCGUGAAGUUAGAGCUUCGCUUGGAAGGUUGCGACCCACGCCUGGAAGGUUCCUGCGCUGCUUGACGUCUUCAGGAGACACGGUGUACUUGGCAGCUGAGGUUAGGGGGAAGUUCUCACCGCUCGCGAAAGAGGGGAACAUCUCCGGUGUUCACACAGUGAAGACAUUGCUCAGCAAGAGGUUCCCCCUUAUGGUACGUCUUGUACACAGCAAACAGACGACGGGACUGAAGACGACCGAAAUGAGGUUGCUUUCGGUCGAGAAAGAGGAAUGCGUGAUGGCCUUGCCCCUCAUGAAAGACGCUCCACCGGUUAUGCUCUCGCCAAGCGCGACGUUGAAGCUUCAGGUGCCCAAGAACGGCGACGUCCUUCAAAAGCUCCCGGAGUACUUGCGGUUAACCCAGAGAUGUGAGGGUCUGAUGGAGCAAGCAACCGAUAUAAUUGACAUCUUGGACAGCCAUCCGAAGGACGCACCUCGAGUACCGCCUCAUCGAAGCAUGUCCGAACCGAACGCGAAGUGUCGACCAGAAACAAUUGAGCGAGGCAUGUCUGAACCUGCUCCUGACGACGAUCGGUACGAAGAGAUCGACCAGAUUUACGACUACGUCCGAGGCUUCGCUCCGCUUCCCGAUAAAAUCAAAGUAGAACUGCAACAGCAAACAAACGGAGUGGAUGUCUCGAAGGCUCCCCACCAGGAACCACCGCGUGGAGAAAAACCUCUUCCUCCACCCAUCGAGACAAUUCCGGCCCGAAGGUUUUCUCUCGCGACCGAUCCGGGAGUAGGACCCACAUCGCCCCCACCUAUCGUACUCAAGGCAGCCCGUGUCAGGGACACAGAGUCUCAUAUCUACGAAGCUGUCAUACGAAGGGUCGAAGAUAGAAGCAAGCUCAACAGGAUUCCAGCCAAAAUACCGCAGAAACCGCCAAACAACAAGCUCUUCGUCAAGAGCAGCCAUCCCAUGCGGAACGGCAAGCCUCGUCUUCUGCGACAGAUCCGUCCUCCGGUGCUCCUUAAAGACGGUCCGCCGGUUCCAGUCGUCAUUCCGCAACAGAAGUCAUCGGUGCGCACGAAGAUCAGCCGCUGCUCGAAGUCCACAGUGACGACCUCUCCGCUCUUCAACAUUCGCUACAAGUCGAUGACCAACCUGGCAGUGGAAUUCAACGACACCCUGGACUCCAGCAACUCUGGGGGUGGCAGGACGUCGUCUGGCGGAUCCGGAGGCUCAAAGGGGUCACGCGAUCGGAAUGGCAACGUGCCCCAAAAGUUGUCCCGUCCCAAGUCCCUGAGCAACCUCUUCUGGGACGUCGAGGCCAACAACAAAUACAACUUGAUGCAUAGUGAAAUGAAAACGAACCAAUGCAUUUACGUGGCUGACGUGCCAGCUAAGGUGAUCGCGCGACCGCCUGGUUCAAAAAGGGUGGGGACCUUGUACCUGUGAACUAGUGUUGUGUGUGUACUGGUGUGAACGUGUGUAUAUUGGUGAGAUGAACAGGAGAGAAGCCGUGUGCAUCACGACUACUUUUCGUGGCUUGUCGCAGAACCCUGUUCGUGAGUCUGCUGUUUCCACGGACACGAUGAAAUCCCUGUAAGAUAUCUGAACCAGAACACGAAAGAACGGUUUUCUGAAUGGAAGUCCGGUGCUUAGGUCUGCAGUUUGAGUUGUCUUUGUUUUGCAAACGUGACAUUUUUUUUAAACCUGUGUAACUGAUGUUAAGGCUAAGCAAAGAAGGUGGGAUUUUGAUUUGGACAUAGUAAGUCCUAUUGGGAAGCCGGAUAUUUUUUUCUCAUGCAAAAAAAAAAAAAAGAAAACCUAUCAGGAACAUGAUAUCGCAAAAAGUAUGCUUUCCUCAUUGUCAAAUUCAGCGCUACCGUAACAGACAAGGCUGGGCACUGAAUAUGAGGAGUAGGUCUCAUGUGUUGCGUGGCUUGUAGCAUGCCAAUUUUUCUACUAUGGCUGUUUCCAGCACUACAUCACUUCCAAGUGAUAUUUUGUACAUAAUUAUAAAUAUAACAAUGUGCACAAUAAGGCACCUCUGCUUGUGGGAUCGCGCUCAAAGUGAAUAACACGCAAUGAUUAGUAACGCGUAGUACCUUAAGCAUACUUACUUAGGGGGAACGGUCCAGACGCAAAGUCAUUCCAGCUUCUGGACCAGAUUCCCUUUUUUUUUUCGUUCAGUCAACAAGGGCUGCGGAGUGAGCCUACUUUUUGACAGUGUUUUAGUCAGACAUGCGUCAAAUGGGUCAGCCGGACAUGCUUAUCUUUGCAAAUAUUUACAAGGUUGCCAUACUUUGUUGUUAUACCAGCACGAAGCAGUGACACAGCAGUUAUCUCGUGUACGUGCAAAUGGCGCCUCUUGCAAAAUUAUCAAUUGAAAGUUGGCAGCCUUGAGCAUGUGUGUUCCUCGUUAAACUAUCUAUCAAUGUGAAGUGAAGUAUAGAGUGUUCUAGCGUCCUUAUAAAAGUGUUCAAAAAAUAAAUAAAAAUACAAAAUAAAAAUCGUAGGGGGGGGGUGUGAGUGUGGUGCUGACUCGAAACAAAGAAAUUCUGGGUUACCCGAUCCAAGGUGGUUGGUGUGAAAUAAUUGUUAAAAUUAUAAAUGUUUCUUCAGUUUUUUGGUUUUUUUUUUACUAUUUACAUUGAACAGAAAUCACGAAACGCCCGAGAAUUGUCCUUUUACAAAUACACCCCCUAGUAAAAAUGUGCACACAUUGUCCGUGAUUACUUGUCAGAUAUGUACCACUUCCCUGUCAUCCGAACGUGUGACUGACUUCAUGUCCUGUAGUCGCCAAAACCAACGCCAUGUUUACGACCAAUGACCUGUGGCCCUUCCAAUGACCAAUGGUCACGAGACGCGUCCAAUGAACAUGUACGGUGCCAUUGUAAGUUGACGGCGGUGACGCGUUGUUGCUCAUGUGACCUUUACGACUAGUGUAAUAAAGAUUUCCUGAAAAUCACA
This is a messenger RNA of Ornithodoros turicata, 4033 nucleotides long. RefSeq lists its product as uncharacterized. The record is from RefSeq and is a predicted model, not a curated record. Lineage: Eukaryota; Metazoa; Arthropoda; Arachnida; Ixodida; Argasidae. The transcript has 4 exons. Bases 335 to 2515 code for a protein of 726 amino acids.